Malus domestica (apple) is the source of this 1502-nucleotide messenger RNA. The record is from RefSeq and is a predicted model, not a curated record. Lineage: Eukaryota; Viridiplantae; Streptophyta; Magnoliopsida; Rosales; Rosaceae.
CCCGACUCAUGCAUAAGCAAACCCUCACACCUUCCUCUCCCCCAUUUAAACCCCCAUCACCCUCCUCCUCGUCCUCAUUCUCACCCAACGCAAACUCCUCUGAAAGCUUAUAAACCAUUUCUACCUCUCUCUCCCCCUCUCUCUAUCUCUUUCUCUGUCUAAAAAUACAUAUCUAUUAGCUAUGGUGGUUCUGUCACGAACAGCUAAAUUGGACCAUUUUUCUGACCUAAUCAAAACAUGCAAGCCCACCAGCUUGUUCGCCGGCAUCCCAGUCGUCGACCUCUCGAGCCCCGACGCAAAGCACCGCAUAGUCAGGGCUUGUGAGGAGCACGGCAUGUUUAAGGUGAUCAACCAUGGAGUCCCAUUGGACUUCAUGACUACACUGGAAGCCCAAGCUCUCAAAUUUUUCAACCUGCCCCAGUCGCAGAAGGACAAGGCAGCCCCCGCCGACCCUUUCGGCUACAGAAGCAAGAGAAUCGGUCCAAACGGCGACGUGGGUUGGAUCGAAUACAUCCUCCUCAGCACCAAUCUUGAUAUCAUCUCUCAUAAGUCCCUCCCCAUUUUCAAGGAAAACCCUGAAAUUUUCCGUGACGCAGUGGAAGAUUAUAUUACAGCAGUGAAGAACAUGACUUUUGAAGUGCUGGAAAUGGUGGCUGAUGGGCUGGGGAUUGAUCAAAAGAAUGUGCUGAGCAAGCUUUUGAAAGAUGAGAAGAGUGACUCAUGUUUCAGGCUGAACUACUAUCCGCCAUGCCCAGAGCUUCACGCUUUGAGUGGACGAAGUUUGAUAGGGUUUGGGGAGCACACAGACCCACAGAUCAUUUCUGUCCUGAAAUCCAACAACACAUCAGGCCUGCAGAUCAGUCUCAAGGAUGGGACUUGGGUUACAGUCGCACCUGAUCAGACUGCCUUUUUCAUCAAUGUUGGUGAUUGCUUGCAGGUGAAAACAAUGGUGAUGACUAACGGGCGGUUUAAGAGCGUGAAACAUAGGGUUUUGGCUGACACACAAAGUUCAAGGGUUUCAAUGAUCUACUUUGGAGGGCCACCUUUGAGUGAGAAGAUAGCACCUCUGCCGUCUCUAAUGGCAGAAGGAGAAGAAAGCUUGUACAAGGAGUUCACGUGGAGUGAAUUCAAAAAGUCUGCGAACAGGUCAAGGCUGGCCGAUAAUAGGCUAGGACCAUUUGAGAAGUCUGCUGCUGUGAUGCUGUCCAAUUCCCAAUUUUAGUAAAAACCAAUAUGUAUUAGGGCUUUUGUCAAAAGCUCAGAAUAGGUGUGAAAAAGUUUACUCCAAUUUGCUCGUGUUUUUUCCAUAGAUGGAUCGAUCAUCUUCUUUUAUUGUAUUUUUUCUUCUGUUUCCUCUCCUUUUUAACUUCUUUUUUUUUUUCGCCUUUGGUUCUUUGUUUGGAUGUAACAACCACCAAGCUUCUGCGAGUUUAUCUUCAUGUCUUCUUGUUCAGAACAAUCCAUUUGGUUUCCAUGUAUAAAAUUAAAAUAGUUGUGUUGCA